Messenger RNA from Clunio marinus, 348 nucleotides. Lineage: Eukaryota; Metazoa; Arthropoda; Insecta; Diptera; Chironomidae. The record is from the annotation of a GenBank genome assembly.
AUGUCACCAACUGUCACCACCUUUCACCAACUGUCACCAACUGUCACCACCUGUCAACACCUGUCACCAACUGUCACCAUCUGUCACUACCUGUCACCAUCUGUCACUACCUGUCACCAACUGUUGACACCACCUGUCACCAACUGUCAACACCUGUCACCAACUAUUAGAUUAAAAUCAGGAUUAAUUUGGGGUCAAUUUGUAUGGCAGGUACCUGAAAUAUUGAAGGCUCUAGUCAGCCCAAAAGAACGUCAAUUUUGUACAGCAAUAAAAAUAAAAAUACAUUACGCAGCUCUUCAAAACAAACAAAAGGAAACUUUCAGUCAACAAGACUUGCUUUUGACAUGA